This is a messenger RNA of Sphaeroforma arctica JP610, 979 nucleotides long. RefSeq lists its product as hypothetical. The transcript has 4 exons. The record is from RefSeq and is a predicted model, not a curated record. Gene Ontology annotation, molecular function: protein binding. Bases 11 to 946 code for a protein of 311 amino acids. NCBI's taxonomy places the organism in Eukaryota, Ichthyosporea, Ichthyophonida.
UUCAUCCGAGAUGAGUGACGCCGAUACGUUUAUUUGGGUUUGUAUCUUCGGCUUCCAGAAUGGAGACGCUCCACUUCACGUUAACUGUUACAAAAACUACGCAAACGCUGGGAUCUUGAAACCACUGCUUGGUAACGGUGCCAAUAUUGAGGCACAAAACUUGGACAAUGAGACCACACUUCACAUUGCCUGCAAAGAAGGAGUAGGAUACGCUGUGCAAACGCUGGUUGAAAAUAGGACUGAAACAGAGGCUAAAACAGUGGACGGAAAGACUCCAAUGGAACUGUGUGCCAGCGAUAAAGUCAAGGCGCGACUACGGAGAGCAAUAGAAGAAAGAAGGUACCUGCUGACUGUAUCGAGGUUCGCAGACUGCAUUCGAGUAGCGCGGAUGGACAGUAUCGCACUGGCAACGCCAGAGUUUAAACUAGCCAUACCGGCCGGUGUGGAGCAAUCUCUUGCCUACGUCUUGGCUGACGCACAUGCGUGCUACAAAAACAUCUUGAAAGUAAGACAAAUACGGGAACCAGUCAUCGAAUUGGUGAUGGAAUGCUGCGCCGUUUUGGGCGAUGUACAGAUAGGUGCAGAGGCUGGGGGUGAGCGAGAUUAUCUCAAAAGGGCCGAGGCAGCGCUAGCGACUUUUGACACUUUGCAAUCACAAAUCUGCAGUGAGAAGGAAACGGUGUCUGACGUUAUCUCUGAGCGCAACUGUAUGCGACAGCGUUGUCUUGCCCUGAUUGAGAAUGCACUGCAAAAUCGCUCAAACGAUCCUCGACCAGAGAUCGGUGUGCGUGCAGCUGAGGCACACGGCAAACUACGCACACGGCCAUCUGUGCCAAAUUCGGAGUCGCAGUAUGUAAGAGACGACAGAGGUUUUCGUAGGCUAUGCAAGGACGUAUGCAUUACAGGGGAGCGCUUUGUGGUCAGAAUACAAGUACUUAGGUUUUAGUUGUUUAUUUUAGUUAUUGUAGUUUUUACAGUU